AACUGCGCCGCCGCCGCUGGAGAUCGAACUAGGCAGACAUGCCCCCCCAAGUAGAGCCACCGGCGCCGGCGCCGUCGCCGGCAUCGGCGAAGUAUGAUCCAGCGGCCACCGCCACCACCAUCACUUCCAUCACCGACGACCUCCUCCGCGAGAUCCUCGUCCGCCUCCCCUCCCUCCCGAGCCUCGUCCGCGCCGCCCUCGCCUGCCGCACCUUCCUCCGCGCCGUCCGUUUGCCCGCCUUCCGCCGCCGCUUCCGGGCGCUCCACCCGCCACAACUCCUUGGCUACUUCACCGACCCCUGCCGCACCGCCUUCCCUGCCUUCAUCCCCUUCCGAAGCCGCUCCGACCCCGACCUCGCCGCUGCUGUCCGCGGCUCCGAUUUCUUCUUCACCCGCCUAUCGGAGGACGGUGACGACAGUAGGUGGGCGUUCAACGGCUGCUGCUCCGGCUACGUCUUCCUCCACAACGAGAACACCGACCAGAUCGCUGCUUACAACCCCCUCACGCAGGUGCUGCAUAUCUUCCCCUACCCGCCUCAGGAGGCCUGCGACCCCUACUAUCUUGAUUUCCGCAUCAUCUUCUCGGAAGAGGACCGGAGGUUGUUCCGUGUGGUAUGUGUUCGUCGCCGGAGGCGGCGGCGGAGGACGCUGGCCCGCUUCUCUGUCUUCUCAUCGGACAGCAGGGAGUGGCAGUGUUUCUCGUGGGUGGACACCUCGAUGCCGCAGCCUGGGGAUGAUAAGUCCACUGCUAUGCCGCUGAAUGAAUUUGAUAGAUUAGUUUACUGGAAACACUUUAGUCAACCAUAUAUAAUCGUCCUCGACACUGGGACGCUGCAGUUAUCUCGAAUGGAUUUGCCGCCACCCUUGCAAGAUAUGGGCUCCACGGAAUUUAAGCUUGGCCAGACCAAGGAUGGGAGGCUAUCUUUGGUUUUCAUAGAUCACCUUCUUGCAAGCAAAGGAAUGCUCGCUGUUUGGUUUCGGAGAGCCGAUGGUGACGGCGUUGAGAAAUGGAUGCUGCACAAGAUUUUCGCACUGAGUGAAUUUGUUGAUUUCUCUAUGUGUUCAGAAGAGUAUCAUGAUGUCAUUGUGCAUCCUGCGGAGGUCAUAGGUGAUUUUCUGUACCUGUAUCUUUGUUAUGAUGGGUAUACCAAGUGCUGCUGCCUAUCCUUGUGCCUGGAAACAGACAAGGUUAACAAGUUCUUUGAUCAUAGUGUCCAUCCCUACAUCAUGGCGUGGCCACCUUCUUUGGUAUGCAACAAGGAGGAUUUGGAAACCAAAGUUACUUGAGACAAUGUUGCGGAUGAUGACCCUGUGGGCACAGAAGAAACUCACUCUGUUCUUGUCACAGCAUUGCAAUCAUAUAAAGAAGCUCUGAUUAAUGGUGAUGGGGAAAAAGUUGCAGAGAUAGAGGCAUUCUACUUUCUAUCGAGGAUGACAAGAAGUCUCUAGUUUGCAGAAUUGACAACUGUGAGAUAUUGUAUCUCGAGGGUAAGUGCCGGCAUUGUUGGCUACAAGAGAAGGGCAGAAAGAGAGAGGUGAUGACAUGACUACUUCGUUGCCAGUUGAAUCAGCCUAUUUGAAAUGAUCAUGGUGUAUUUCUUUCAAUGAGAUGAGCUUUUUAGGGUAGCAAGGGAGUACUGGAGUCAUAAGCUACGGCUAACGAGUGUAACAGAUGUAUGCCUAUUUGGCAAGAGACAACUUUAUCUUUCUGGAGGUUGCUAUUUUACUGUGCGUCAUUGAGUCA
Molecule: messenger RNA, 1743 nt
Organism: Triticum dicoccoides
Lineage: Eukaryota; Viridiplantae; Streptophyta; Magnoliopsida; Poales; Poaceae
Exons: 2
Coding region: 39-1286 (415 amino acids)
Molecular function (GO): protein binding
Source: RefSeq, a predicted model, not a curated record